AUGGCGGCACAGAAAGGGAAGAAGUUGUCCUCAAAGGCACCCCAAGAGAAGUCGAAGGCCAAAACUGCCACUCCUCCACCAGAGUUAAUUGCGUCGAUUGCCGCUUUUUUGUCAGAGUCUGGCUUCAAAAGUACAAGCGAGGCUCUUGCCAAGGAGCAGUCAAAAAGGUCAAUCGUCAAGGCCGACUCGAAGGAUGUCCCCUCACUGCUGGACAUCUUCCAGAGCUGGCAGGACCGGAAGAGCGACAACAAACCGGCCAGUCCUUCCAGCUCUGAGUCCUCCAGUAGCUCAUCGAGCGAGAGCAGCUCCGACAGCGAUAGCGGCUCGAGCAGCAGCGAGGAUGAAUCCAGUGACUCCGAUGUUGAGAUGAAUGACGCGCCGAAAAUGCAAAAGAAGCAAUCUAGAGAAUCCUCUCCUUACUCGUCUUCCUCUUCCAGCUCUGAUAGCGAUGCCGAUGACGAAGAGGACGAUGAUGCCGUCCCCGCGCCUGCUCCAGCGUCGAAGACCACCGGCACCAAGCGCAAGGCCGAAUCGAGCUCAUCCGAAUCGUCUUCGGAUUCCGAUUCCGAGGACGAGGCACCGAAGACAAAGAAGGCCAAGCUCUCGACCAAGUCAGACUCAUCCUCAUCUUCCGAGUCGUCGGGUUCGUCGUCCUCCGAGUCCGACUCCUCCGACAGUGAGAGCAGUUCUUCUUCCUCUGAUUCCAGCUCAGACUCCGACUCCUCGUCUGAAUCCCAGGAGGAACCCGCCAAGAAAGCUGCUAAGAAGACCCUGAAAACUGCUGUCAAGACCCCGUUGCCUGAGUCAAGCUCAAGCUCGUCCAGCGACUCUAAUUCAUCCUCCUCCUCCGACGAAUCCUCCUCCGAUGAGGAUCAGAGUAGCGGUAGCCCCAGCACCUCGUCCUCGCAGAACUCGUCAUCUGCCAGCAGUGGAACUGUUCAACCCUCUGAUUCCGAUGCGAAGAAGCCUGUGAACAAGACUACAAAGCAGGUUCAGGAGACCAGUUCGUCCAGCGCCAGCCCGGCUCCCGGAAAUGACUCAGCCAAGAAGAAGCACACUGGAGCUCGUCCCACACCUCUCGCUGUUCUUAGUGAGCUGCCACACGACCACCCCUCGAACGCCUACAUCCCAUAUGCCUACGCCGAAAAGGCUUGGCAGGAUCUGUCUGUAACUCGUGGCAAGGGCUUCACAAAAGAGAAGAACAAAAAGAAGCGUGGCUCCUACCGUGGGGGGCCCAUUGACAUCUCGGGAGGCAAGUCCUUCAAGUUUGAGGACUAA
Molecule: messenger RNA, 1278 nt
Organism: Aspergillus thermomutatus
Lineage: Eukaryota; Fungi; Ascomycota; Eurotiomycetes; Eurotiales; Aspergillaceae
Product: nucleolar and coiled-body phosphoprotein 1 family protein
Exons: 2
Coding region: 1-1278 (425 amino acids)
Cellular component (GO): nucleolus; nucleoplasm
Source: RefSeq, a predicted model, not a curated record